Messenger RNA from Limanda limanda (common dab), 1384 nucleotides. It is a transcript of the gene chmp5a, whose product is annotated as charged multivesicular body protein 5a. Lineage: Eukaryota; Metazoa; Chordata; Actinopteri; Pleuronectiformes; Pleuronectidae. The coding region runs from base 87 to 749 and encodes 220 amino acids. The record is from RefSeq and is a predicted model, not a curated record. The transcript has 8 exons. Gene Ontology annotation, biological process: vesicle budding from membrane; late endosome to vacuole transport via multivesicular body sorting pathway. Gene Ontology annotation, cellular component: multivesicular body.
GAGAGAGAUCCUGGAGCGUGUGGUUGUUUUUGUGUGUUUUUUAAAAGAUAAAGAAAAAAGCCCAGAGUUGAGUCAACGUGGGGAAAAUGAACCGAAUAUUCGGCCGCGGGAAACCGAACGCACCCCCUCCCAACCUGUCGGACUGCAUUGGCAAUGUGGACGCCAGGUCCGAGUCCAUGGAGAAGAAGAUUGGCCGACUGGACGCUGAGCUCAUCAAGUACAAGGAUCAAAUGAAAAAGAUGAGAGAUGGGCCCUCCAAGAACAUGGUGAAACAGAAGGCGCUGAGAGUGCUGAAGCAGAAGCGAAUGUAUGAAGGUCAAAGGGAGCAGCUGGCUCAGCAGUCUUUCAACAUGGAGCAGGCGAACUACACAAUCCAGACCCUGAAAGACACUAAAACUACAGUGGAGGCCAUGAAGAUCGGUGCAAAGGAAAUGAAGAGGGCUUACAAGGACGUCAAAGUUGAUCAGAUUGAUGAUUUACAGGAUCAACUGGGGGACAUGAUGGAAGACGCCAACGAGGUCCAAGAGUCCCUGAGCCGCAACUACGGCACUCCAGACAUAGACGAGGAGGAUCUGGAAGCAGAGCUGGACGCGCUGGGUGAUGAGCUGCUGCUGGAUGAUGACAACUCCUACCUGGAUGAGGCUUCGGCUUCCCCGUCGAUCCCUGAGGGAAUCCCCAGUGACAGCAAGACAAACAAGGAUGGAGUGUUGGUGGAUGAGUUCGGCCUCCCACAGAUUCCUGCCACAUAAACCAGGAGUGGGUUGGAACGACUGCACUUCACCUUAAAACACUUUUAUACGUAGAGUAACACUAAAUACAGUGGAAAUCGCUAAUAGUGAUCACGUUUGUCCUGGGGGAAACGUAUCACUAUAAGCGGUUGAUUUCUAUUAUUUCUGUAUGAUAGUUCUGGAACUUGAGGGAAAGGUAACAUUGCACUAUUGCGUAUGUGUGCGCACACACACACACACACUGACUCUGCUGCUCCGCUGACAGAGCGGGGGGAAACUGUCAAAACAUGAAAAGACCCUAAAUGAACACUGUAAGCAUUGUAUAGGAACGGUUCUUCCCCAGACCUUUUAGAUCCAUAUAGAUGGUUGAUCACUAUAAGCAGUUUCCACUGAACAUAAAAAAAACCCCUUUGACCUGAAACACUCCGAUUUUGAAGUUGUUGGGUUUUGUGUUGUUACUACUACUGUGCUAGCAUGUGGCCUUCUUUCAAAAACGUGUUCUUCUCCUUAUCUGCCCUUCAGCCUCCCGUCUAACACUUGACUUCUCAGUCAUCUGCAGUAUUACCCUAGUGUUAAUUUAUUUUUGGUUCUGUGUUUGUGUUUGUGGAAAAGAUGAUUCCCACUCGUCUGUUUAAAAUAGCUUAAGGCUAUCUGAC